Molecule: messenger RNA, 1882 nt
Organism: Tuber melanosporum (Perigord truffle)
Lineage: Eukaryota; Fungi; Ascomycota; Pezizomycetes; Pezizales; Tuberaceae
Exons: 7
Coding region: 1-1497 (498 amino acids)
Biological process (GO): SRP-dependent cotranslational protein targeting to membrane, translocation; post-translational protein targeting to membrane, translocation
Cellular component (GO): membrane; Sec61 translocon complex
Molecular function (GO): transmembrane protein transporter activity; ribosome binding; signal sequence receptor activity
Source: RefSeq, a predicted model, not a curated record
AUGUUAGGUCAAGGAAAGAUUACGAGAAGUCAAUUGGCUUUUAGUGCCUCUCUUAAUAAUUUCGCAAUCAUGAGUGGCAUACGCUUUCUCGAUCUCAUCAAGCCGUUCGUGCCAAUCCUCCCAGAGGUGGCGAGCCCCGAACGCAAAACACCGUUUAGGCAGCGUAUGAUGUGGACUGGGUUGACGUUGCUCAUUUUCCUAGUAAUGAGCCAAAUGCCAUUAUACGGAAUUGUGUCCUCGGAUACAUCUGAUCCCUUGUACUGGCUCAGAAUGAUGUUGGCCAGUAAUCGUGGAACUUUGAUGGAGUUGGGAAUAUCCCCUAUUAUAUCUUCUGGCAUGGUUUUCCAGCUUCUCGCUGGCACUCACUUGAUUGAUGUUAACCUCGAUCUUAAAUCUGAUCGCGAGCUCUACCAAACUGCUCAAAAAUUGUUCGCCAUUAUCCUCUCUCUUGGACAGGCCACUGUUUAUGUUUUGACCGGUCUCUAUGGACAGCCCAGUGAUCUUGGUGCCGGUGUUUGCCUCCUUCUUGUGCUUCAACUUGUUGUCGCCGGUCUCAUUGUUAUCCUCCUUGACGAGCUUCUCCAGAAGGGUUAUGGGUUGGGGUCUGGAAUCUCGUUGUUCAUUGCUACUAAUAUCUGCGAAAGCAUCAUCUGGAAGGCAUUCUCCCCUACCACUGUCAACACUGGCCGCGGUCCCGAAUUCGAGGGCGCCGUUAUUGCCUUGUUCCAUCUGCUUUUGACCUGGGAUAACAAGCAACGUGCCCUUCGUGAGGCUUUCUACAGGCAGAAUCUUCCCAAUGUCAUGAAUCUUUUGGCCACUCUUGUCAUUUUCGCCUCAGUCAUCUACCUCCAAGGUUUCCGUGUCGAGAUCCCUGUCAAGUCUAGCCGUUACCGUGGAACCCGGGGUACUUACCCAGUUCGCCUCUUCUACACUAGCAACAUGCCUAUCAUGCUACAGUCUGCGUUGAGCUCCAACGUUUUCCUCGUCUCCCAGAUGUUGUACAAUCGUCUCCCGGAUAAUUUGUUGGUUCGUCUCCUCGGUGUUUGGGAGCCAAAGGAGGGUUCUGCUCAGCUCUACGCCGUCUCUGGCAUCUCAUACUACAUGUCUCCUCCUCUUAACUUUACCGAUGCUCUCUUGGAUCCCUUACACACCGCAUUCUACAUCCUCUUUAUGCUCACUGCCUGUGCCAUGUUCUCCAAGACCUGGAUUGAGGUUUCUGGCUCCAGCCCCCGCGAUGUUGCUAAGCAGCUCAAGGAACAAGGUCUCGUUAUGGCUGGCCACCGUGAACAGAGUAUGUACAAGGAAUUGAAGAGGGUUAUCCCAGUUGCCGCUGCUUUCGGCGGUGCUUGCAUUGGUGCUUUGUCUGUUGCCUCUGAUCUCUUGGGAGCUCUUGGAUCCGGAACUGGUAUCCUGUUGGCUGUCACUAUCAUCUACGGAUACUUCGAAAUUGCUGCUAAAGAAGGUGACAUGUCUGGCCUUGGGCAGUUCAUUUCAUAAAAAAAAAGGCAAUUUGAUUUACUUUUCGGGAUUGUUAUAACCAAAAGGUUGUCUUUUUUCUUUUCUUUUUUCCCUUCACUUUCUUAUGCUUCUUGUAUAAGAUAUCUUCUCUAGAUCUGCCAUUUUACGGGGGUUCUGGGAUGGGAUGGAAUCGGGUGGUGGGAGGGUGGGAGUGGUGGCAAAUAUCUACAAGAAGUCUCAGAAUACGACUUUUUUUUGAAUUGCAACGAGUUAUGGGUGUGAUGGGUAUUUAAAUAGAUUCCGGACAAACCAUCGGAUGAGCUGUGGUAUCCUUGCAGAUUGCAAUGUAGGUUUUGUUGCGGUUAUGGACUGGUGUAUUGGUGCUGGGUUGCCGUUUUGUUAAUUGAUUGUGUUUUAUUCAUAA